Topomyia yanbarensis is the source of this 2936-nucleotide messenger RNA. RefSeq lists its product as uncharacterized. Gene Ontology annotation, biological process: regulation of DNA-templated transcription. Gene Ontology annotation, molecular function: DNA-binding transcription factor activity. Bases 1 to 2610 code for a protein of 869 amino acids. The transcript has 4 exons. The record is from RefSeq and is a predicted model, not a curated record. Lineage: Eukaryota; Metazoa; Arthropoda; Insecta; Diptera; Culicidae.
AUGCAAGCUAUUGUCGGCAACAACAACAACAAGAAAAAUAUCAUUGUCAAUAAGCACAAGCGAGCCUUUGGUAUCAUUAUUAAGCACAAGAACAUUCGAAAGAUUAAUAAGGGUUCGUCUAUGCGCUCGUUUCCAUCGUCGUCAUCAUCGUUGCAGUAUUUUAUGUACCCUGGUUUGUGUUGCUGUCCAACUACUACUGUGGGUACGAGAACCUUUAUGGAUACCAUGGGUCGCUUUCAUCGCUGUCAGCACCAGACCAUGGUAGUCGUCAAUAGAAUCAAUCAUUCAGAGCGACGGAAAAUUAAAAGCUAUCUGCAAUCGAGACAGAAUGUGGAAGCAAAUACCGAUAAGGCGAAGUCUCUUUCACCAUGGCACAGGCAGCCGGAAUCGAAAGCGAGUCCCGUUCGUGGCGAGAUAUUCAGCUUUCCAGUGUACCAACUAGAGCAAGGACAGCAACAAACAAGCGUACAGUCGCAGUUCGACGCCUCCUUAUUUUACCGAGAACUGACACAAACGGACAACAGCUCAAAAAAUUCAAGAUUAUCAAGCUAUCAGCACGACCAACAGCAACAGCAGCAGGCAAGCACGACAGUCUCGAUCGGAAGUGGUGUUGUGUUCGGAGAACCCAUUUGGACGAACACAACUAUCACGGAGCACAGUACUCCGUCGUUUCCUUCCCUGGUCCAGUGGCCAAACUGCAGCAUGUUUAUGGGCGCUACGGAGCUUUGGCCGAGUGGCUUCAGCAACGGAAGUUAUACAAUAGGUGAACAGCUCAAUACACCGAGACCGGAAGACGUCUGCGGAUUUGAGUAUGGAAGUUUCGGAGGACUCGGAGCGUCCGAAGCGAAAGUUAAUCUAGCAAACGUAUUUAGUACCAGCAGCAUCACUGACAGAAGCGAAGAGGAUUACAAUAAUAACGACAACAAUAGCAGAAACAGCAUCAAAAUGCACGACAAGAAGUGUAACAAAAACCGAAAUCCAAUGACACCGCCAUCGUCCAACCGGGAGGAAUCGACCCUCUCGCCAGGGUUCAACUCUUGGGAGUUUGAACCCUGCUUCGAGGAGGUGAUUCUUAGUCCAGCGAGCUUUAUCAACACCCCAAUCCACAGUGUGGCCUCUCCGGACAGCAGUUCGGGCGAUAUGGAACGUAAACCUGACGAAUUGGAAACUUGUGUCGAUUUCAUAUUCUCACCUAGUACGGUCAUCGACGGGAACGAAGAGAGCGAGCACAGCAUUCCGCUGCAUGAGGAAAUCGAACAACUUUCAAAUUCAUUCUACUGUAAAUCUAACAGUCUAGUUUCGGUGAAUUCCAACUCCGCCAACGGAGAGGAAAUCGUAUCGCCCAGUUUUCUUAAACUACUGCAGGAGGAAGCUAGCCUUCCUCCUGCAGCGGUACUUGUUGCACAAACAACGACGGAGCCCACGGCGAUUGAGGCUUUGCUGGAAACAACCCACCCCUCGAUAGCCAACUCAUUCUUCAGUGAUGCUGAUGAAGACGACGAUGAUGACGAACUAAAUGUGAAGCGGAAGAAAAAUAAGCAGGACGAGCCAAGUCCAGUUGCAGCAGCGAGGUCGCAGGCAGCACUUCAGAUCGUCGACAGUAAAGACGAAUCUAUUGAUGUUAUUAAAACGCAAACGCAGCUAGAACACAACUAUACUAUUAAGCUACCAUUUGACGGCAAGAGCCAAGAUUUAUUGAUAAAUACUACUACGGUGAAGGAAGCAAGUCUAUCGCAAAGAGGAGCGCCAAUAGCACAAUCAAAACAACAGUCGCCAACCAUUAAGAGGGACAAACCACAGGGAAAGGGUAGCAGGAUGACCGAGGAUAGCCCACGGCGGAAAAUACCGAAACUGAAGCUUAAAAUCGGAAAUCCACCGCCGGAGGUUGUGAAGAAUGACGAUCUGAGCACUUUGACAACAUCGCACAUGGUCAUUCACACUCCGGAACUGACCAACGAUUUGCUCGAUCUGGAGGCGGAAAAUUUGAAGCAAGAAAGUGAAGAAUUCGAUCUACUCACGUACAUCACUUCGGGAACGGACUACGACAUCAUUAGCAAGUCUCCGAUCGAAGAAAAACCAAUGCUCCCAUUCACCGAUACGCCGUUCCCGGCCGCACCAGUCCCCGUUUCGCAGCAAUCCACCAUCUGCGGAACCACCCUCAGUGAUUUGUUCAAUCCGGCAAAACGCAAACUACCAACCAUAACCAUCGAAAACCUUGAGGAACUCACGGCAUCCACCAAUGGCAGCAAGCGUUUCCGUAGCGCCACCUCAUCCACCACCUCUUCGGUGUACGGAGACAACACUUCGGAAACGUCCUCGACCCGUCCCCUGAAACGCCGAGGUCGCCCCCCGAAACCGUUGUGUUCGGUUCGGGAUCGGUCCGAGUAUCAACAUCUGAACGAGGUGGACAUGCGCUACCGUGAACAGCGUGACAAGAACAAUGAAGCUUCCCGCAAAUCUCGCAUCAACCGCAAGGAUCGUGAGCUGAAGCUGGAAAGUGAAGCCCGGGAGCUGAACCGACAGUACGAGGUGCUGGUCAACGAGGAGCGGAAGUUAAUCAAGGAGUGUGCCCGGUGGCGGAAGGCCGUAAUGCGGUUGGCGCUUCUUUGAAGUGUGCAAAAGUGUGAACUCUACAAUUUACCUUUUUCUUUUUGUCAACAUACAACCUGUCUCAUCAGGGAUGGAAUAAUUUAGUACGAAACCUAUGUUAGUGAAAAAUAUAACAAAAAAUGCAAAAAAAUAUAUUUAAAAACGUAAAUUUGACAAGCUACAAAUAGAAUGCAAUGCUUUACUCAUUUGGCAAACUUUAAAUAUUAGAAAAUGAGGUAUUUGACACACAUUCUGCAUUCAAUAUGCAUAAACACGGAAAGUGUGAAUUAAUUUUCUGUAAAAUAUUUUGUUUUAAUUAUUAAUUACAAUAAAGAGAUCAAAUAACA